AUGGUUUCUGCCAAUAGUGUUGAUCUCAUGACACGUAAAAGCGACCCAACGGGUUAUACGCCUAACACCUAUCAUUCAAGCGAUAUAAUAGUCCAAGAAUUCUUGGCAGUUGGGGGAUACAGCACAGUAUUCAAAGGAAAAAUGAAAAAAUCUCGAAGAAUAGUCGCAAUGAAAACUCUGUUGCCCACUCGAUAUGAAAGUAAAGAAAAACAGGACCAAGAAUUUGACAAUGAGAUCGGUACGACAUCUGCUAAUAUUCUUAUUAAGGAUGGCGUUGCAAAAAUAACAGACUUCGGUUUAUCUGGUAAUCCAAAUCAAGAAUCGUCCAUGUCAAGGUGUAGAGGACACCCGGCAUACAUAGAUCCGAUGUGCUUUACGACUAAGUCGUAUAAACGAGGAAAAAAAUCCGACAUAUUUAGCCUUGGAAAUGUGCUUUGGGAAAUUGCUAGUGGCCAAGUUCCAUGUAAUGGAUAUCAAACCCACGAGAUUGUCAUUCGUCGACUCAGCGGAAAAUGUGAUGAGGAUGAGGUUAACGAAAUUUGCGGAUUGCCUAAAGACUAUAUUACACUGUAUUCCGAUUGUUGGAAGGAGUGUCCUGACGACCGGCCAUCAUGUGAACAAGUUUACGACCGGCUAAAAUUAUUACGACCAACGAGCCCCUCAAAAGGUCUUGAUUUGUGCAGGACAGCCUAUUGUCAUUAUUCAAAUUGGUCUAAAAACAAUAGACAAAUAUUGAAUGUAUAA
This is a messenger RNA of Paraglomus occultum, 744 nucleotides long. The record is from the annotation of a GenBank genome assembly. Lineage: Eukaryota; Fungi; Glomeromycota; Glomeromycetes; Paraglomerales; Paraglomeraceae.